This is a messenger RNA of Cuscuta campestris, 2162 nucleotides long. NCBI's taxonomy places the organism in Eukaryota, Viridiplantae, Streptophyta, Magnoliopsida, Solanales, Convolvulaceae. The record is from the annotation of a GenBank genome assembly.
CCGUCCCCCAGUUUUUAUCCAUUUUCAUUUUUGCACAUCAGCCAAUGCACUUCUUUAAUCCAUUUUAUCUUGUAAUUUGUAUAUUAAAAAAUUAUAGAAAUUAUAUAUUAAUAAUCUAUAUGUUAAGACAAAUCAAACAAGAUCACACAUGACUAUAUUUAGGCUUACACAUUGAGAGAAUUUGAUGAGUCAAAGUGCUUAGAUGAACAGUUCCAAAAGUCAAAAGCGGACAAAAACUGGGGGACGGUGGGAGUAUAAUUUUAUACUCCCUCUAAGGUUUUGUGUCGAAGUUACAAUUUGAUAGGGUUGAAAAUUGAAAAAAUGGGACAAUGUAACUGCAAGUUUUGUCACAAGCAAAAUAUGCGAUUCAGCUUUGGUUGUUUCCUCUUUGGGAUUUCCUUUGUCCACCAGCCGUUAAUUUGACUGUAGGCGCGGAUUGAAUCGGAUCGGAGUUUUUCUUUUCGGUUGGUUGGUUGAAGAAGGAAUGGCGGCAUCGCGGCGUCUCCGAGAGUUGCAAUCGCAGCCGGGGAACAAGAUCUGCGUCGACUGCUCCCAGAAGAAUCCGCAGUGGGCCUCCGUCUCCUACGGAGUUUUCAUGUGUCUCGAAUGCUCCGGCAAGCACCGCGGCCUCGGCGUCCACAUCUCCUUCGUCCGAUCCGUCACCAUGGACUCCUGGUCCGAGAUCCAGCUCCGGAAAAUGGAGCUCGGCGGUAACCAGAACUUCAAUUCCUUCAUCUCUGGAUACGGAAUCCCUAAAGAGACGGACAUCGUCACCAAGUACAAUACCAAGGCCGCGGCUGUUUACCGGGACAGGAUCCAGGCCCUUGCCGACGGGAAGCCCUGGAGGGACCCACCUGUGAUCAAGGAAUCACUCAAGGACAGUGCCGGUAAUAGCAGUAGUAAGCCGCCCUUGAGUGGCGGAGUUAGAGGUGGGAAUGUUGGUGGCAAUUCAAGCUGGGACAGUUGGGAUGACGAUGGAGGGUUCGGUAGCGGCAGUAAUCAUAAUAGCAAUAAUAUGCGUAGGAAUCAGACGGUGGGGGAUUUCAGGAGCAGCGGAGGAAAAGGUGGUGCUCCAGCCAGGUCGAGGUCAACGGAUGAUAUAAUGAGGGAACAGCUGGAGGCUUCUGCUGCAAACAAGGGCAACUUUUUUGCAAGGAAAAUGGCGGAGAACGAGUCCCGUCCGGAGGGGAUCCCUCCAUCACAAGGAGGGAAGUACGUCGGGUUCGGAUCGAGCCCUACAAUGCCAAGGAAUAACAAUGUUCCCCAAGCAGAUGUUCUUUCUGCUGUUUCUCAGGGAUUCGGUAGGUUAUCAGUGGUAGCUGCUUCAGCUGCCCAAUCUGCUGCCAGUGUGGUUCAGGCAGGAACAAAGGAGAUAGCUUCAAAGGUGAAAGACGGCGGCUACGACACCAAGGUAAAUGAAACAGUGAAUGUGGUGACUGCAAAAACGACCGAGAUUGGCCAAAAGACAUGGGGGAUCAUGAAAGGGGUACUGACCCUAGCUUCCCAGAAGGUUGAGGAGUACACGAAGGAGACGAACUCCAACUGGAAAACCGACAGCUGGCAAAGAAGUGAACACGAACAGAGUGGAAACUAUCCCCAGGACUCCAAAGGCUGGAAUCCCUCUCGGGGCCCUUCGUGGGACAACGAUUGGGACACUAAGGGAACUAGUAGUAGGAAAGAGGAGAGUACGAAGGGAACAAGCGCCGCUAGCAAUGAUGGCUGGGCAGGCUGGGACGACGGCAAAGAUGACGGAUAUGAUGGCUUUCACCAGACUGCCCCUGGGAAUGGUAAGCAUGUGGAGGGGUAUAAUGGGAAAUCAGAAGGUAAUUGGGGUGAUGGAGGGUUCAUCUGAAGGUGUGAAGAGAAUAUUUGACUAUUUCCCAAUUUCCAAUUCAUUUUUUUGCUCUCUAGGAGUUUUCCCCUUUCAAAUUUAUUUCCAUUCCACAAGUUAUGGGUCUGGAGACUGUAAAAAUUGCCAGUGGGAUGAACCAAUUGCUUCAUUCCAAUUUGGCAAACAAAGAAAGAUGAACAUAGAUACUGAAGCUUGGGUUUGUUUGUAUGUUUUGUGAGGGCCAUUGUUUCUUGGGUCUUUUUUUUGAAUUUCUUUUCUUAUUUUUAAAUCUUUUUUUUCCCUUAUAGCUGUAGGGUAGUUAUUUGGGUGG